Ruditapes philippinarum (Manila clam) is the source of this 1328-nucleotide messenger RNA. RefSeq lists its product as uncharacterized. Lineage: Eukaryota; Metazoa; Mollusca; Bivalvia; Venerida; Veneridae. Gene Ontology annotation, biological process: proteolysis. Bases 126 to 1328 code for a protein of 400 amino acids. The transcript is spliced from 6 exons. The record is from RefSeq and is a predicted model, not a curated record. Gene Ontology annotation, molecular function: cysteine-type endopeptidase activity.
AGACAGAGGUUUGGAAAUAUAAGGGAGGCAAUCAAGACCUAACUGACUUACCCAUCAAUUGCUUGAUAAGUCCAUGGACUAUUGAAGAUUUCAAAGCAAAUGUGAUUGAUGAAUUACGAGACAUAAUGGAAAGGACAAUCGUUUGUGAGAUAUUUAAAAACAAUGAGGAAAUUAACUGUCAUCAAUGCAUCAUCAAUCCAAUAGCUGAAAAUUCUUCGUUGACUGAAGAUUAUGACAACUGUCGUAAAAAGAUAAGAGUAUGCAUGGCUUGCGAGAAAAACAAUUUUCUCAACCCAGUAAUCUGUUAUUGCAGUGCAAGGCUCUCAUCCAAGAUAGGCAAUAAAUGGGGAGCAUUAUUGGUUGCUGGUGAUGAUGAAAGUCAAGAGAAAGCAGAUGCCAUGAAAAAGGAAAUACUAGAGUUGGAGAGAGUGGUUACCUCAUUGGCACCACGCAUUAUGGGUAUAAGCAAAGACAAAGUGAAGACAGUUGUACCGGGUGUUACAGAAGAAUCACCAAUAUGGCCAACAAUUAAAAAGCAUAUUGAGAAAUUCAGUGAAGAUGAGGAGAUCAAUACAUUAUUGAUAUACUUUUCGUGUCAUGGUGGAAGUUCUGCUGAUAAAAAUAUGUUUGAACUUGGGAAAAAAUCAGAGUAUAUAUCAUUGGAUGAGUUUCAAAAUGAACUAAACAAAUUGCACAAAAUUGACCGAUUAAUUAUUUUCCUCGAUCGCUGUUUUCCUCCAAAGCUUACAUUUGAAAAAAGAAAAUUCGUUCAGAUAAACGCAUGCAGUGAGGAUAAAAAGGCGGUUCUAAACAAAGAAGGCAGCUUAUUUACAAAGUAUGUCAUUCAUGGAUUGAAAGCUAGAUCAGAAGAGAGAGAAUGUACCAAGGACUGCAACCAUUGUUAUUCCUAUUGGAGCUCGAGAACAGAAUAUGUCUCUAUUUGUAGCUUAUAUGAUUAUGUUAACAAACAUUUAGAACUAAAGGCACCUCAGCCAGACUGGAAAUUGGAAAGUAUUUGGGAUAACAUUGCUUUCUUUACAGAUGAGGUAGUAGAAAUAGAAUUUACUUUUCAUAAGGAACCUUCAGAAGAUGGUUGUAAACCUAUCACUCUAUCUCUUGGAUAUCUGAAAAACAUGGACGAGGUCAAACAAAAGAUUCUUUUGUCUUUUAAAGUUGAUAUAAAGACGCACGAAGUCAAAAUACGAAAAGACACGUUCCGGAAUGAUCAACAAACAGACGAUGAAUGCACAACCUUGGAACAGGUCAUGGAGGCCUGGGUACAAAGGUUUCCACUUUCGGUUACCUUUCAUAAGAAAGAAGGGACAUAG